AUACCUAAAAUAACAAGUAAAGCCGUAUCAAAACCCAAGUAUCACUAGUAUGAUUAAGCCUGACUUUUGCUCCCAGAUAGCGCCACAGUCACUCGACAAACUCCGUGACCGGUGGUCGUUCAGCAUGUGGUAUUUUUGGCUUGGCGCAUUCUUCGUGUUACUCAAGAUCUACAAUAGAUUGUCUUCGGGAAUAUGUUACUCCGACACAGUUAUGAUGGGGAAAGUGGUGAUCGUUACGGGUGCGAACAGUGGUAUAGGGUUCCAAACGGCUAUGGAGAUAGCUAAGAGAGGGGCUAAGGUGAUAUUAGCGUGUAGGGAUGAUGUUAAAGGGAAGCGUGCUGAGGCAUCAAUAAAGAAGGUUACGAAGAAUAAUCUAGUUAGAUAUGAAUAUUUGGAUUUAAGCUCGCUAGCUUCUAUAAGAAAGUUCGUGGAUGAGUUUAAACAGAAAGAGGCUAAAUUGGAUGUUUUGAUUAACAACGCCGGCGCUAGCGGUAUGGGUGGAAAGAAAACUGCGGAUGGUAUAGUGAGAGAUAUGCAGGUGAAUCAUUUCGGGCCGUUUCUGCUAACGAUUCUUCUCGUGCCGUGGCUGAAAAAGGGUGCUCCUGGCAGGAUCGUCAACGUAUCAUCUUACUUCCAUAGAUUCGGGACGAUAGAGGAUAUAAAUGAAGAAGGAAGGUAUAGUUUCUACAGGAUUUACGCUAACAGUAAAUUAUGUAAUAUAUUAUUCAGCAAUGAGUUAGCUAGAAGAUUGGAAGAUACCGACGUAGUGGUGAACAGUUUGAACCCGGGGCAGGUUAAUACAUCAUUUUAUAAGAAUGCAAAGUUCUUGGAGAAGUUGAGAAGUAUGGUGCUCUUCACGUUUUUCAAGAGCCCCUGGGAAGGUGCGCAGACGAGUAUUUUUCUGGCGAUUUCUGACGACUGUGAUUUCAUGACGGGGAAGUACUUCAUGGAUUGUGAGGAGAGUAAGAUGUCGUUCAAGGCCACGGAUGAGGAGGAUGCCAUGAGGCUGUGGAGGAUGUCUGAGGAACUAGUCAAUCUGAAGCCGGAGGAAGCUAUUUGAGUUAGGCUUUGUGAUUUUGAGAAAAAUAAC
Cydia strobilella is the source of this 1090-nucleotide messenger RNA. RefSeq names its product retinol dehydrogenase 12-like. The transcript is spliced from 2 exons. The coding region runs from base 50 to 1060 and encodes 336 amino acids. The record is from RefSeq and is a predicted model, not a curated record. Lineage: Eukaryota; Metazoa; Arthropoda; Insecta; Lepidoptera; Tortricidae.